AUGUUGAUCCAGUCCCUCCUCGACACGGACCUGUACAAGCUGUCGCUGCAGAAUGCGGUGCGCCACCACUUCCCUCAAGCGCAAGUCGAAUACCGCUUCACGAACCGAGGGCGCACACCCUUCACCCGGCGUAUGCAUGAUGCAGUCUUGGUUGCUAUCAAGGGUGAGCUCGGGCAGACACCUUGUACUGCCGGAACGUGACUGACAAUGACUACCCGCGGCGAUGCUCGAAAUCAGAUCUUGGAACACUCCGCGUGACCUCGUCCGAAGUGGAAUGGCUCAAAACGAACUGCCCCUACUUUACCCCCGAAUACCUCGACUAUCUGUCCAAAUUCCGGUUUGAUCCGGAUCAGCAAGUCAAGGUCGAUUUCGUGGUUGAGAACACGGAUGAAGAGGGUGUCGAAUCGGGUCGUUUCGAGAUUGAGAUCAAGGGGGCUGGGCGGCGACGAUUUUGUAUGAGGUAAGGUCCUGAUUUUUCGAUGGCAAGACUUUGGGCUUGGUGUUGGGGUCUUGCCUCGGUUCAAUUGGGAGUGCCAAGCUCACGUUGCGGUGUCAUCCCCUUAUCAGGUUCCGGUGAUGGCGAUUCUCUCAGAGGUGUACUUCACCAAGGUCGACACCGCAUGGGACUACAGGGGCCAAUUUGGUUGGUCCAGAAGACUUUCAAGAUCUUUGAUGUCUUCCACUGACGAGGGGUGCCAUCUUCCGUCCUCAGAACAAGCCAAAGAGAAAGGCCGACAACUUUUCCUCGGCGGGUGUUUGACCAGCGAAUUCGGCACACGCCGUCGGCGCUCAUUCAAAGCCCAAGAGAUCAUCAUCCGAGGACUCAUGGCCGCGCACGACGAGUACGCGUCUGGAGAAGGACGAGGAAAGCUAUCGGGGACGUCGAACAUUUUCCUUGCGAUGAAGUACGGUCUUAUGCCGAUUGGGACGAUCGCCCAUGGUGAGCCCGCACGAGACUGGCUGGUAGGAAAAUUCCAGAAGCGGAGUGGGUGCUCAUCGUGAAAGCGUCAUGAAUCGCACAGAAUGGAUCAUGGGCAUCGCCGCGCUCCAUGGCUACGAAAAGUCGAACGCUUUAGCCAUGCGAUUAUGGGACGAAUGCUACCCCUCCAAGGCUUUAUCGGUGGCUCUGACGGACACAUUCUCGACCAAACCUUUCUUCGAUGACUUUGUUGCCGACCCGGAGAGAUCAAGGACGUGGAGGGGGCUGAGACAAGACUCGGGGGUGAGUUGGAGUGUAUGAUACUUUAUGGGCUGAUCUGCUCAAUGUAAAAUUGACAGCAAACGUUGUGCUCAGGAUCCUCUCGACUUUAUUCCGAUGGCCAAAGAGGCUUUCCUCAGAGUGGGGGCUGACCCGAAGACAAGUGAGUGCGGGCGCUCGAUUUUCACACCAGCAUAGCGAUAUGACGGCACUGAACGAAUCGGAGUGCUCCGCCAAACAGAGGUCAUCGUCUUCUCCGAUGGUUUGGACGUUCCGACUUGCCUGAAGUUGAAGAAAGCGUCUGACCUUGCCGGGGUGGGCUGCUCGUUCGGAGUAGGCACCAAUCUGACAAAUGGUAGGAUUUCAUACCGAAUACGCGGAUCACUCAACAUUAGCCUAAACUGACCAGUGUGACGUACAGACUUUCGCCGGACCGCAUCGCCCAUUGCUCCGGCGGAGGACGACGGCUCCGGACCUGUGCGAGAGCAAGGUGAGAAGAGCAAGGCGCUGAACAUGGUCAUCAAGAUGUACCGCAUCAACGACAAAUUCUGCAUCAAGAUUUCCGACGAUUUGACAAAGGUGAGCCGAAUCUUUAUGGCCGUAGUAUCUUUGUGGCAGGAGAAUACCGAAGACAAGAUUCUCCCUGAUCCAAAGUACCAUUCAUCCAUUUGUGCCAGAACACCGGAGAUGCUGCCGAGGUUGAGCGCGCGAAGCAGAUCCUCCAUCUCGGCAAACCUCAGGUUCAAGAUGCUUAG
This is a messenger RNA of Microbotryum saponariae, 1953 nucleotides long. NCBI's taxonomy places the organism in Eukaryota, Fungi, Basidiomycota, Microbotryomycetes, Microbotryales, Microbotryaceae. The record is from the annotation of a GenBank genome assembly.